Molecule: messenger RNA, 464 nt
Organism: Lingula anatina
Lineage: Eukaryota; Metazoa; Brachiopoda; Lingulata; Lingulida; Lingulidae
Molecular function (GO): hydrolase activity
Source: RefSeq, a predicted model, not a curated record
GUUUUAGUCUAUCCUGUGUUCGACCUUCGCUGUAACACAGCAUCCUACAAACUUUACUCAGAUGGCUACUCGCUGACAGAGAAACAGAUGCAGUGGUAUGCUAAUCACUUCUUAAAUAACGAAGAAGAAAAGAGUGAUCCGCGUGCCUCUCCAUUGCUGCGACAGUCCUUCAGCCAUCUUCCGCCUGCGUUGUGUAUCGUGACAGGAAGUGACGUCUUGGUGGACGAAAACAUGGAAUAUGUACAGAAAUUAAAGGACGCAGGCGUGGAGACGGAGCUGGUCGUAAUGAAGGGCGUGGUCCAUUCAUAUUUCGUUCUACCAGCAUUCUUCAGGGAGAACAUUGCUUUUUCGUAUGCCAAAGUUGCAGACUUCAUCAAGAAACAUUCCACUUAGAGCAAUCCACAGCCUUAUUUACGUCCGUAGCAAUGAGUGCCAAAUGAGACAAGAUGUCAGAUAAGGCAUCG